AAAAGCCGCUCUCCUCAACCCAUUUCACUGCAUAAAUUACUCUCUCACUAUCCUUCCUUCCUGUUAUGGACCCAAAGCAGUAGAGUAGGAAGUGAAUGUGAGAUAAGAAGUAGAAGAAGAAGAAGAAGAAGAAGAAGAAGAACAAGACGACGACGACUGCAUUCAGUCUCCUUGCAUCAGAAAAGGGAAACGAAGAGGAGCAGAAGCACCAUCCCAUGGAGAUCCUGCAACUGUUCUCCAUGGUCCUCCUGCUCUGCUCUUUCUCGUCUCUUUUAUGGGUCGUCUUCGGCCGGUGGAGAUACCGCAACUGCUACCUCCUUGAAUACGUGUGCUUCAAGGCGUCGGACGACCGCAAGAUCUCGACCGAGCUCAGCGGCGACAUUGUCGAGAGGAACAAGAGGCUGGGGUUCCCCGAGUACAAGUUCCUCCUCAAGGUCAUCGUCAACUCCGGCAUCGGCGAGGACACCUACGGCCCCAGGAACAUCGUGGAAGGCCGCGAGGAGUGCCCGACCCACGACGACGGCUUGUCGGAGAUGGACGACUUCAUGAACUCCACCCUCGACGAGCUCUUCCGCAAGACCGGCUUCUCCCCUGAGGACAUCGACGUGCUGGUGGUCAACGUGUCCAUGUUCUCCCCGGCGCCCUCCCUGGCGUCCAGGAUCGUCCGCAGGUACAAGAUGCGGGAGGACGUCAAGGUGUUCAACCUGUCGGGGAUGGGGUGCAGCGCCAGCCUCAUCGCCGUCGACCUCGUCAACAGCAUCUUCAAGACGCGGGGGAGGACGCUCGCCGUCGUCGUGGCGUCCGAGUCCAUCGGCCCCAACUGGUACUGCGGCAGCGACAAGUCCAUGAUGCUCGGGAACUGCCUCUUCCGUUCCGGCGGCUGCUCCAUGCUGCUCUCUAACGACCCGUCGCUGCAGCACCGGGCCAAGAUGAGAUUGAAGUGCCUGGUCCGAACGCACAUCGGAGCGAACAACGACGCCCACAACUGCGCGGCCCAGAAGGAGGACGACGGCGGCCUCGUCGGCUUCUACCUCGGCAGGGACCUCCCCAAGGCGGCAGUGCGCGCCUUCUCGGAGAACCUCCAGCGGCUGCUGCCGAAGGUGCUGCCCGUGAGGGAGCUGAUCCUCUACGCCGCCCGGGCCGCGCGGCAGAGGCUGCGGCGUUCCAAGGCGGACGCAGCAGCGGCGGCGGCCAGGGUGAACUUCAAAGCUGGCGUCGACCACUUCUGCCUCCACCCGGGGGGGUCGGCGGUGAUCGAAGGGGUAGGAAGGAACCUGGGGCUGUCCAAUUACGACCUGGAGCCAGCGAGGAUGACGCUGCACCGGUGGGGGAACACGUCGGCCAGCAGCCUGUGGUACGUGCUGGCCUACAUGGAGGCCAAGAAGAGGCUGAAGAAGAGGGACCGGCUACUGAUGGUCACCUUCGGCGCAGGGUUCAAGUGCAACAGUUGCAUGUGGGAGGUGAGCAGGGACUUGCAGGACGAGGGCGUUUGGGAGGACUGCAUCCAUCGCUACCCACCAGAAACCCUAGUCAACCCGUACAUGGAAAAGUAUGGGUGGGUCAAUAGUAAUGAGUAAGAAAGUAAGAACCCUUCUCCUGUGUUGUCUUCCUUUGCUUCCUCCAAGCUUGAUGAUGAUGAUGAUUUUUUAUGCUAAUAUGUAAUGGGAUCGAUCCUCUUCCUCUUCCUCUUCCUCUUCCUCUUUGUGUUGUCUUCUGUCAAUUUUUAUGUUGUUACCUGAUUUUAGACCAUUCGAAUAAAAGAGUAGUGAACAUGUUUGUAA
Molecule: messenger RNA, 1781 nt
Organism: Musa acuminata AAA Group (dessert banana)
Lineage: Eukaryota; Viridiplantae; Streptophyta; Magnoliopsida; Zingiberales; Musaceae
Product: 3-ketoacyl-CoA synthase 12-like
Exons: 1
Coding region: 216-1577 (453 amino acids)
Biological process (GO): fatty acid biosynthetic process
Cellular component (GO): membrane
Molecular function (GO): acyltransferase activity, transferring groups other than amino-acyl groups
Source: RefSeq, a predicted model, not a curated record